AUGAUUCUACUGUCGGUGAUAUGUCUGCUCCAGGAGGCCCAUGAGAGAGAAAGUAGCUCCCUCCUCCCAGGCCCUGCUGUUCAGGCAGAUUUACUGUCAUUCUUGAAGAUGGCAGCUCUUGGCCUGGUUCCUACAUGUGCUAUGCCCAACCAGGAGCCUGCCUAUAUCCAUGAGUCAGAAAUUCCUCUUUCUUCAAAAGACCAUUCCUGUCCCCAGGAUGUGGACCUGUUUGCAUGCAAUGGCCUGGAGCCUCAUACAUCAACCAGUGUUGAACCACCUCAGGAAUCAGUGACUUUCCAGGAUGUUGCUGUAGACUUCACUGAGAAGGAGUGGCCCUUGCUGGACUCUACUCAGAGAAAACUGUACAAAGAUGUGAUGCUGGAGAACUAUAGCAACCUUGCUUCAGUGGGGUGCCAGGUGGGCAAACCCAGCCUCAUCUCCCACUUGGAGCAAGAAGAGGAGCUGAGGACAGAGGAUCGGGAGCUUCACCGAGGCCCUUGUCCCGAUUGGGCGACGCCAUCUCAAACCAAAUGGUCAAUUCUUAUGGAAGAUAUUUUUGGGAAGGAAACAUCUAAUGGUGUGACAGUGGAAAGCAGUCAGCUUGGAGAGAAGUCCACGGAAUACACUAACCUGUUUGACGUCUUCAGCAUAGGCGCUCAUCUCACUCAGCAGAUGGGAAGGCACACUGGCAAGAGACCGUAUCACCUCCGGGACUGUGGGGUGGCUUUCAGGAACAGGUCCCAUGUAACUCAACACGUGAGCAUUUACAACGGGAGGAAGAUGCACGAAUGUCAUCAGUGCCAGAAAGCCUUCACCACAAGUGCUUCCCUCACACGGCACAGGAGAAUACAUACUGGGGAGAAGCCCUAUGAGUGCAGUGCUUGCGGGAAGGCUUUCAAUGAUCCCUCAGCCCUCAGGAGUCACGCAAGAACUCACCUCACAGAGAAGCCCUUUGACUGCAGUCAAUGUGGGAAUGCCUUCCGCACCCUCUCCUCCCUGAAGAUACACAUGAGAGUCCACACUGGGGAGCGGCCGUACAAGUGUGACGAGUGUGGGAAGGCUUAUGGCCGGAGCUGCCACCUCAUUGCCCACAGGAGAACACACACUGGGGAGAGACCCUACGAGUGUCAUGAUUGUGGCAAGGCUUUCCAGCACCCCUCCCAUCUCAAAGAGCAUGUCAGGAAUCACACUGGGGAGAAGCCCUACGAGUGCACGCAGUGUGGAAAAGCCUUCCGGUGGAAGUCAAACUUUAACUUGCACAAGAAGAACCACGCAGUAGAGAAAAGCUAUGAGUGUAAGGAGUGUGGGAAAUCUUUCGGGGACCUCCUGUCCCGGAGGAAACACAUGAGAAUUCACAUUGUUAAGAAGCCUGUUGAGUGCAGACAGUGCGGGAAGGCAUUCAGGAACCAGUCCAUCCUCAAGACGCACAUGAAUUCCCAUACUGGAGAGAAGCCGUAUGGAUGCGACCUCUGCGGGAAAGCCUUCAGUGCGAGCUCCAACUUAACUGCGCACAGGAAGAUCCACACCCAAGAGAGACGCUACGAGUGUGCUGCCUGCGGGAAGGUCUUCGGAGACUAUUUAUCCCGGAGGAGGCAUAUGAGCAUUCAUCUAGUGAAGAAGCGUGUUGAAUGCAGACAGUGUGGGAAAGCCUUCAGAAACCAGUCGACCCUCAAGACACACAUGAGAAGUCACACAGGAGAGAAGCCUUAUGAGUGCGACCACUGUGGGAAGGCCUUCAGCAUCGGCUCAAACCUCAAUGUACACAGGAGGAUACACACUGGGGAGAAGCCUUAUGAGUGCCUGGCCUGCGGGAAAGCCUUCAGUGACCAUUCGUCCCUCAGGAGCCAUGUGAAAACUCACCGGGGUGAGAAGCUCUUUGUGUCAUCGGUGUGGAAAAGGCUCCAGUGA
Molecule: messenger RNA, 1908 nt
Organism: Rangifer tarandus platyrhynchus (Svalbard reindeer)
Lineage: Eukaryota; Metazoa; Chordata; Mammalia; Artiodactyla; Cervidae
Source: the annotation of a GenBank genome assembly